This is a messenger RNA of Anopheles maculipalpis, 3066 nucleotides long. It is a transcript of the gene Opa1, whose product is annotated as dynamin-like 120 kDa protein, mitochondrial. The transcript is spliced from 11 exons. The coding region runs from base 28 to 3015 and encodes 995 amino acids. Gene Ontology annotation, biological process: mitochondrial fusion. Lineage: Eukaryota; Metazoa; Arthropoda; Insecta; Diptera; Culicidae. The record is from RefSeq and is a predicted model, not a curated record. Gene Ontology annotation, cellular component: microtubule; mitochondrial membrane; cytoplasm. Gene Ontology annotation, molecular function: GTP binding; GTPase activity; microtubule binding.
GAUACGAUAAACGAACGGAACCAUAAAAUGGCCCAACUUCUUCGCGGAUGGUCGAGUAUCGAUCCCCGGUUCAAACACAUUCGCCCGGUCGUGUACACGGUGAGUCGGGUGAACUUUUCCGGCUUUACGACAGGAAAUGGCAGUAGUAAUGGUGCCGGGAAUGGAGGUGGUGGUAGCAACCAUUCCUCGGCCUGGUCACGGUACAACUACUACCGGCAGCAGGAGUUUCUGCGACCACCGAACAGCAGUGGAUGGCAAUAUUAUGGUCAGCAGCGGAAUUACGGCAUGCUGAUAGGGCGCGUCCUAAGGGGUGUGCUGAAGUUGCGCUAUCUGGUGCUGGGCAGUGCCAUCGGUGGUGGUGUAACGCUAAACAAACGGUACGAGGAAUGGAAGGAUGGUUUGCCAGAUAUGAAAUGGCUGGAGGAAGUGCUGCCCGACAAUGAAAAGUGGGCCGGCUUUACGAAAAAUCUGCUCGCCGUUAAGGAUGCAGUAAAAGACUCCAUCGAAAUAGAUCCCCGAUUGAAGCAGCUAAGCGAGCAUAAGUUAAACGAAUGGCGACAAUGGUUUGAUCAGCGCCUGGACAACGCAAUCGAGGCUGCUGAAACGCAGCAAAAUCCACAGAUUGAAAGUUCCUUCCAGAAUCUAUCAGAUUUUAUUUCUGAUCUAUAUGGAGCUACCAAAGAAGAGCUAAGAGCGAAAAACACAGUCAACGCCAAAGGUCUUAAUGCUGAGGAAAGCCGCAAACGGGUCGACACACUGCAGGCGCAGGUCGAUUCACUGCAGACGGAAAUCAUGAACGUGCAGCUCAAGUAUCAGCGCGAGGUGGAAAAGCUCGAGAAGGAAAACCGCGAUCUACGGCAGCAGUUUCUGAUCUUGAAAACGAACCGCAAACAGCCCACAAAAAAGCGCAUCAAAAAAUCGUUGAUCGACAUGUACUCGGAAGUGUUGGACGAGCUGUCCGGUUACGAUACGAGCUACACCACGGCGGAUCAUCUGCCCCGUGUCGUGGUGGUCGGUGAUCAGAGCAGUGGCAAAACGUCCGUCCUGGAAUCGAUUGCUCAGGCACGCAUCUUUCCCCGGGGUAGUGGAGAAAUGAUGACCCGUGCACCGGUCAAGGUAACACUGUCGGAAGGUCCGUACCACGUGGCACAGUUUCGUGAUUCGGAGCGCGAGUACGAUCUAACGAAGGAAAGCGAUCUGGCUGAGUUGCGGCGUGACGUUGAGAUACGGAUGCGCAAUUCGGUGCGUGGUGGCAAAACGGUCAGCAUGGACGUGAUCUCGAUGACGGUGAAGGGACCGGGACUGCAGCGUAUGGUGCUGGUCGAUCUGCCCGGCAUCAUUUCGACGCAGACGGUCGAUAUGGCGCCGGAUACGCGUGACCAGAUCAAGCACAUGACCGAACACUACAUGAGCAACCCGAAUGCAAUCAUUUUGUGCAUCCAGGAUGGGUCAGUGGACGCAGAACGUAGCAACGUGACCGAUCUCGUGUCGCAGUGCGAUCCGCUCGGCAAACGGACCAUCUUUGUGCUGACCAAGGUGGAUCUGGCUGAAGAUCUGGCCGAUCCGAACCGCAUACGGAAAAUAUUGUCCGGCAAGCUGUUCCCAAUGAAGGCCCUCGGAUACUUUGCCGUAGUAACGGGCCGUGGUCGCAAGGACGAUAGCAUCGAAACGAUACGCGAAUAUGAGGAAAAGUUUUUCAAAAACUCCAAACUAUUUCAAAGUGGCGUCACUAUGUCACACCAGGUGACAACGAGAAACCUCAGCCUUGCAGUGGCCGAUCGUUUCUGGAAGAUGGUACGUGAAACGAUCGAACAACAGGCGGAUGCGUUUAAAGCAACACGCUUUAAUCUCGAAACGGAAUGGAAAAACAAUUUCCCACGGUUGCGCGAAUCCGGUCGGGAUGAGCUGUUCGAAAAGGCCAAAGGCGAGGUGCUGGAUGAGGUGGUUAACCUUUCACAAGUAUCUGCCAAAAAGUGGGAAGAGCUGCUGAACAGUAAACUGUGGGAAAAGCUAUCAAGCUACGUGUUUGAAAAUAUUUACCUUCCGGCGGCCCAGUCGGGAUCACAAAAUUCGUUCAACACAAUGGUCGAUAUUAAGCUGCGCCAGUGGGCUGAACAGGCACUACCCGCCAAAUCGGUUGAAGCCGGUUGGGAAGCGCUACAAAAAGAGUUCCAGCAUCUAAUGGAGGUAGCUCGCCGAACACCCGAUCACGACGAUUUGUACGACAAUCUGAAGAGUGCCGUCAUAGACGAAGCAAUCCGAAGGCACUCGUGGGAAGACAAAGCGAUCGAUAUGCUGCGGGUGAUACAGCUCAACACGCUGGAAGAUCGAAGCGUACACGACAAGCAGGAAUGGGACCAGGCAGUACGCUUUUUCGAAGCAUCCGUAAAGGAGAAGCUGCAGGCGACCGAAACAACCAUUGGAGAAAUGUUUGGCCCUAGCACUAGCCAAAAGUGGCUUCACUGGCGUUCAUCGACCGAGGAACAAAACAAACGGCGCCAGGUAAAGUCGGAGCUGGACAAAAUACUCGACAGCGAUACGAAACAUUCGCCCACGCUCAGCUACGACGAGCUGACGACGGUGCGAAAAAAUCUGCAACGAGGCAACGUGGAGGUUGAGACGGAUUACAUUCGGGAAACGUGGUAUCCCAUCUACAGGCGGCAUUUCCUAAAGCAAGCACUAAACCGUGCGUACGAUUGUCGGAAGGCGUACUACUUGUACUCGCAGCAGGGCAACGAUUGUGAGGUGAACUGUAGCGAUGUGGUACUGUUCUGGCGUAUCCAGCAGGUCAUCAAGGUGACGGCUAACGCACUCCGCCAGCAGGUAAUCAACCGGGAGGCUCGCCGCUUAGAUAAGGAAAUUAAGGAAGUGUUGGACGAGUAUGGUGAGGAUGACGAGAAGAAGUUGCAACUGCUAACAGGCAAACGUGUGCAGUUGGCAGAAGAAUUGAUCCGCGUCAGGCAGAUUCAGGAAAAGUUGGAAGAGUUCAUAAACGCUCUUAAUCUAGAAAAGUAAAACGCUCUAUCACUAGCUAGUCGCUAACUCUUCGUGGAAAGUUGUUCGGUC